GAGAGCACACUGCACAGCGAAACCGACCUGAAAAAUGGCGUUUCGCAGCUCUCUGCUACUUUCACAGAUUCUCUUCCUUUUCGUAGCCUUACCAUCUUCAUGGACAUCUGCGACUUCCACGAUUCAACAGACCUUCUUUCGUUGCCUUUCGACCAAUUCCAUGAACUCCAUUCCUCUUUCCACGUAUUACACCCCGAACAACGUCACUUCCUUCACAUCUGUCCUGAAUUCCACGGCGAACAACCUCCGGUAUUUGCUCCCGACCGCGCCGAAGCCCGUGAUCAUCUUCACCCCGCUGUGUGAGGCCCAUGUCCAGGCCGCUGUCCUCUGCUCGAGGCGGUUUGGGCUCGCCCUCCGCGUCAGGAGCGGGGGUCAUGACUACGAGGCAGUCUCCUAUGUGUCCCAGAUCGAGUCCCCCUUCCUCGUGCUCGACCUGGCCCGCCUCCGCUCCAUCCAGGUGGACAUCCGCCGGGGCACGGCGUGGGCUCAGGCAGGGGCCACGACCGGGGAGGUCUAUUACCGGAUUGCCCAGCAGAGCAGGGUCCACGGGUUCCCGAUGGGUCUGUGCGCCAGCUUGGGCGUCGGGGGCCACAUCACCGGCGGGGCCUAUGGGUCAAUGAUGAGGAUGUUUGGGCUUGGGGUGGACAACGUUAUCGACGUCAGGAUGGUCGACUCCAAGGGAAGGAUUCUUGACCGGAAGGCGAUGGGGGAGGAUCUGUUCUGGGCACUCAGGGGAGGCGGUGGAGGCAGUUUCGGCGUAAUCCUGGCUUGGAAUCUGAAAUUGGUCAAUGUGCCUGAGACUGUGACUGUGUUCACCGUCACCAAGACCCUCGAACAGGGCGCGACCAAGCUCCUGUACAAAUGGCAAAAGGUAGCCCCGAAGAUCGAUGACAGGCUCUACAUCAGAGUCAUGAUCCAGGCCUCGAGUGCCGACCUGACGGCGAACCGGACGGUGGUGACCUCCUACAACGCCCUCUUCCUAGGAGACCCGGACACCCUUCUUAGAAUCAUGGGUAAGCGCUUCCCCGAGCUGGGCCUGACACGGGCUGACUGUGUCAAAACGAGCUGGAUUGGAUCAGUCCUGUACAUCGCGGGGUACCCGAACACGACGGCCCCGGAGGUCCUCCUCCAGGGGAAGCCCCUGUUCCGAAACUACUUCAAGGCCAAGUCCGACUUUGUGAGGACUCCGAUCUCCAUGAAGGGGCUCUUGGGCCUGUGGAAGAUAUACCUCCAGGAGGAGAACCCGUUCAUGAUAUGGAACCCAUACGGUGGGGCGAUGGCCCGGGUCCCCGAGUCGGCGACACCAUUCCCGCACCGGUAUGGCACGCUGUUCAAGAUCCAGUAUGUGGCCACCUGGCAGGAUGGGACCCAGAGCAUGGCCAAGCACAUGAACUGGCUCACGAACCUGUAUAACUACAUGGGAUCUUAUGUGUCCAAGAAUCCUAGAGAGGCCUAUGUGAACUACAGGGACCUCGAUCUGGGCAUGAACAAGAAAGGUGUCAACAGCUUGGCGGAGGCAAGUUCUUGGGGUUUGAGAUAUUUCAAGAGCAAUUUCUACAGGUUGGUUCAGGUCAAGACCAGGGUUGACCCUGAUAACUUCUUUAGGCAUGAGCAGAGCAUUCCUCCUCUGCCCGUGAAGAGAGGGAGGUAGAGAGCAUUGAUUGGUCAGUGCGAGAUAUUGGACCUCUUCAUAGUUCGGUGGCUGGUGUUUGGUUUUUUCUUUUUCUUUUUUUUUUUUUUUUUUUUCGCACCAUUUGAUUUUGGGUUCCCCCCAUCAUUUGACUAACUGCGAGGCAGUGUGCACUAUGAGCUUACUAAGAUAAAUAACAGUUUGUCUCUGUCUGUCC
Messenger RNA from Eucalyptus grandis, 1847 nucleotides. RefSeq names its product berberine bridge enzyme-like 15. NCBI's taxonomy places the organism in Eukaryota, Viridiplantae, Streptophyta, Magnoliopsida, Myrtales, Myrtaceae. The record is from RefSeq and is a predicted model, not a curated record. Gene Ontology annotation, molecular function: oxidoreductase activity; FAD binding.